AUGCCUUCUCUACUCUCAAUUGCAGCCGUCCUUAUUUCCGCUGCCUCUCUGGUGGCCGCUGUACCAACAGAGAAAGUCCCGCGAAUCGUCGGCGGAUCGCCAGCACCUGCGGAACAUGCCAAAAUCGUUCUCAGCAGCUCUAAUAAUGGCCAAAAGGGAUGCCAGGCUGUGUUGAUAGGCCCAAAAACUGCGAUUUCACCAAGGAAUUGCUUUCUAACGCCUCUCUCCAACUACACCCUGCGCACAGGGUCGCUUAAAUGGAACUCUGGUGGAACUAUACUUGAGAUUGAAUCGCAAGUUCUUCACCCGGAGCCCCCCGGCCUGGAAGGCAACAUUGCUGUGCUCCGCCUGAAGACUGCUAUUGAAGGAAAAGGCAUAGUCUAUGGCAAAUUGCCAGCUCAAGAUGCUGAUCCUGCUCCAGGUACCAGACUCAUGGUUUCAGGCUGGGGAGAAACUACUCCUGGCGGUUCACCCUCGAGCACUCUGCGGACUUUGCAAGCCUCCACACUUGCCCAUCAAGACUGUGGAAAUAAAUGGAUGGGCAAGAGGAUAGUCUAUUCCGAUGAUUUGUGCGCUUCUGGAGCGAGUGGUAAAUACGCUAGUGACGGUGAUAGAGGAAGCCCUUUAUUCGAUCCUUCGACUGGUAUAGUAUAUGGUUUCUUGAUCAGAAGCGGUUUGGGAGAACAUCCGGACUUGUACACCGACAUUGCCAGACUCUCUGAUUGGAUCAAAUCGCACAUGGCGUAA
This is a messenger RNA of Ophidiomyces ophidiicola, 747 nucleotides long. RefSeq lists its product as uncharacterized. The transcript has 3 exons. NCBI's taxonomy places the organism in Eukaryota, Fungi, Ascomycota, Eurotiomycetes, Onygenales, Onygenaceae. Gene Ontology annotation, biological process: proteolysis. The record is from RefSeq and is a predicted model, not a curated record. Bases 1 to 747 code for a protein of 248 amino acids. Gene Ontology annotation, molecular function: serine-type endopeptidase activity.